CAAUGGCGGAGGGGGAGGCUGCUGAGGGGAGAAGUCCCCUCUACAGGAGCGUCUCCUUCAAGCGCCUGGAGAGGUGGAUCGGGCCGAGGGGGCAGGAGGGAGGAGGAGGCCCCCGGGGGGAGCCGUGCCAGGCUCAGCCUCCCAGCGCCAGGGCGCAGCAGCAACAGCAGCAGCCACAGCCGCCGGAGCCCAUCGGGCGGCGGUCGCCCGGCCGAGCCGCUUCCUUCAGCGUCUCCCGCAACGUCGCCAAGAUCGCCGCCGCCGCCCCCACCACCAUUCCCGGGCCCGAUCCGCCGCGCCGAGCCCUACGGAGCCUCUCGCCCUCGGUGCGCCAACUUUCCCAGCGCUUCUGCGCGCCCCGCGGGACCGACGACGAGCCGGGAGAGGCGGCCCGCGGAAGAGCCACCUGUGGGGGCGGCGGCGGCGAGGGCAAGAAGGCGGCCCCCCGAGCCUCCCCUGCCGCCGAUGAGCCCGGGCCGGAGCAGCCGCCGCCGCCGCCGCCGCCGCGGGGCAAAGGGCUGAGCGAGCCGCCCCACAAAGCCGGCGAGGCGGCGCUCGACUGGCCCAGCGUGACCGAGAUGCGGAAACUUUUCGGCGAGAGUUUUCGACGGCGGCAGCAGGAGCAGCAGCAGCCGCCGCCGCCGGGCUCGAGAGGCGAGUUCCACGAAGAAGGCUUCCGUGGGCCCUGCAGCCUCGCCAGCAAAGCCAGGGAGCUGGGAUCCGGGCCCGGCCCCUCUCCACACCUGCCAGGCAUGGACGGCGGUGGCGGCGGCGCCUCAAUCUUCCUCCCGCUGCCGCCGGAUGGGGCAGCACAAAGCCCGAGGGCGGAGGACAGGCCCGUCCACGCGGAGCGCAAAGAGACCCCGCCGCCUCCUCCGCCCCGCAGCUGCAUCCCCUUCCCGGGGCUUCGAGGGCACCGUCUGCCCGGGGGCGCUCCCAGAGCAGAGGCAGAGAAGCCGCUGCCGCCGCCGCCGCCACUGUGGGAUAGUUUACAUUCCUGGCAUAGUUCCUCCAAGCCACAGGCUGCCCCCAGCUCUCCCGCUCCCUCCUUCCCUCCGGCCACCUGGCGAGGGGAGCUCUUCUCCAGCAGUGAGGAGGAGCUGCUGCCCAGGGGGGCAAAGGUGCCCUGCCGGGGCAGCCAGCAUCCCUGGUCCUCCUCCUCCUCCUCCAGCACUGGCGGCAACAGCUGGCACCAGUCUCCCCAGAGGUCUUCAGGGAGCGAAGAAGAAGAAGAGGAGAGCCACCUGGCGACCCCCAGGAGACGCUCCUUGCGGAAGCAGAAGAAGAAGGAGCCGGGAGUCCCGGAGCCGGGCUUGGGCGGGGAUGGGCUGGCGGGGAUGGAGUGGUACCUGAAAGCCCAGGAGGACCUUUCCCAGAACUUCUCCCUGCCUGGGGAUGAAAGGACUAGGAGGCCCUCUCUGGAGGCCAAGGCGUGGGCUGCCGAUGGCACUGCUGCCUACAUGCCCAGUGAAAGCAAAGCCCAGGGCAGCACAGAGGGCCACAGAGCGUUUGCUAGGGGGCAUUCCGAAGGCAGCGCCUCCUUGCCUGGCAGCCAUGGUCCCCUUUCCUCAGCCUCUCCCCUCCCCCUGGUCUCCAGAGUUUCCAAAGUGAACAUACCGCCUUUCGUGCACAGCCCCUGCGGUUCCAGGAACAGCAGCAGGUAUUCCAGCACUGAGACGCUGAAGGAAGAAGACCAGUUUGGGGCCUCCUUGGCUGGCCAGGGGAGGAGCUUCCAGGGGGGGCUGGGGGCCUUCCACUCACCCAGUUUCACCCAGAGCGACAGCCUUGCCAGGUUGCAGCCGCAGGUCCGGGCCCGUCCCAAGCUGCCCUCGGGGAUCGUCAAAACAAAGCAAGACCUCCCACUGGAUGAGAACCUGCCCCACUGCGACCUGGAAGGAGCAGUGGAGAAGUCCAAGUACCGGAAGUCCAUGUCUAACCCGGACAUUGCCACAGAGACCCUGACCCUCCUCAGCUUCCUGAAGUCGGACCUCUCGGAGCUGAGGGCGAGGAAGAAAGGCGCCGCCGUGGCUGAUCAAGAGGAGGCGGCUUUUGGCGGCGGUGGCGGCAGGUUUGAAAGUUGCCACCACAGCACAGCCAGGCUCCACAUGGUGGGCAGGACCCAAAGCGAGGUCCAGCCAUCGAACCACUGGGCUCAGGGCAACCGGCCGACCCUGAAAGACCUCACAGCAACUCUGAGGCGGGCCAAGUCUUUCACCUAUUCAGAUAAGCCAGCACCCCGGAGGCUCUUCUACCAGAGCGCCAUGAAGCAGAGCUCUUCGGAGCUUCUCCUCGCCACCUACAGCGACCAUGACAGUGCGGGUUCUGACAGCGAAACUGGCCUUGGUAGGGAGGACGACGGCCUUCCAGUGGUCAUCCAAGACCAAUACAUUCAGGAAGCCAGGCAAGUCUUUGAGAAGAUCAGUCAGAUGGGCUCCCAACACGAUGAUAACUUUGCUUUGGACCAAAAGGACAGCGGAAGCAUGAAAGGUGGAGGAGAGGUGGAAGAGCCCCCCAAGGAGGAUGCCUCAGAAGACGGACCUGGAGAGUGCUUGAGGAAAGCAGAGUCUGAAGGAAGCCUUUCCGGUGGGAGAUCCAUAGAAGAACUCUCGGGCCCCGAGUCUAGCAUGAUGGAUGAAGGCAUUGUAACCGAGCCAGAGAUGAGUCCUGCCUACAGCUAUCUCAACCCAUCUGUUGCAGCGUGGAAGGCGGCAAACCAAAGAGAAAGUGAGGCCAACCAGGCGGAGGUCCAAGAGAGGCUUUUCCCAGGCCAUCCCGCCAAACUGAGCAAUGAGAAGGCAGCUGUUGAGGAAGAGGCCCUUCCCAACACCAAGACGGUGCCCCAAGGGUUGCUAGAGGCACCUUCAACCCCGGGUGCCCUUCGCCGCCGGAGGAAGUUUCCAUCGGUUGGAAACAAUGGCUCUGAGUCCAACAACGGAAGCAACGGGGAAUCCAGUGGGGAGACCUACAGAUCCUUGAGUGACCCCAUGCCCCACAGAAAGUGCUCGAUCGCUGAGGACUCUAAGAACUUCUCAGUCGAUAGCAACCUCCUGGGGUCACUGAAUUCCAAGUCUGGCAUCCCGGAGGCUUCCGCCGUGGCCCUGUCCGAGUGCACCGGAAGUGCCGCCAGCGACUUGUCUGUCUGCAGCGAAGGGGUCAAGGAUUACAGCACCGUGAUCCAGAACAUUGUCAGCCAGCCCGGGGCCAUGGACAAAGUGAUCGACGACAAGGGGAAUGGGAAGACCAUCAAGAAGAAGUCCUUCAGCGACCCCAGCCGCCGUGGCGAGCUGGCCAGCGCGGGUUUUGACGGCCCCGGAGAACCCAUCAGCGAGAUGGACCAGAGCAUCCCUCCGUCCAGCAGCGAGCCCAUCCUCUCGGAGCAAAGAGUGCAGGUGGAGGAGAGGGAGCAGGAAGCGGGGGAGCGGUUCUCUCAGUCGGAGCAUGUCCUGCCGACCCCGCCAGAGGACGACACGGCCGAGGUGGCUGGGAGCUAUGGCUUCGAUCCCAAGCUGGCAGAAGUCCUGUCCCCCAGGAUAGUCCGGCGGAGCUCCAAAAAACGCAGCAUCCGGGUGAACUGCCAGGAGAGCAGACAAGAAGAGCCCACUUCAGCCGCCGCCGCCCCGGCUGCUUUAGGCAGAGCAAGGCCACCCUCCAAGCACGUGCGCCACACCAGUGAGCCUCUCCCACCGUUCUCCCCCGAUGCCAAGCUGUCUGCUGGGCUGCAUCGCAACCUUCACGCGGCCAUGCCAGAGCCCUCCCGCCCACCCUUGAAGCCCUACCCCGUUCUCCAAGCUCCGUCUCUGGAGGAUGUCACCAAGCACUACAUGCUGUCCCUCAAUGUGGGGGAAGCGUCCCCCACCAGCACUGUGGAUAUGCCCAGGUCUUCGCCCAUCACUCCGACCUCGACAGAACCCAGGCUGCCCAGGUGUCCGAAGCAUCACGACGAGACGAGCGUUGGCAGUGCCAGAAGCAAGCCACUAGUGGAUAUGCGGAAACAUGUCAUCAUGACUCUUCUGGAUACCGAACAGUCGUAUGUGGAGUCACUGAGGACUCUGAUGCAGGGCUACAUGAAGCCCUUGAAGCUGCCAGAAAAUUCCAUCCUCUGCGACCCAUCCCUGGUGGAUGAAAUCUUUGAUCAGAUCCCCGAGCUGUUGGAACACCACGAGGAAUUCCUGGAGCAGAUUGCAGAGUGCGUGCAGAACUGGCACGAGGCGCAGAAAGUGGGAGAUAUCCUGGUACAAUCCUUUUCCAAGGACAUCCUGGUAAAUAUUUACUCUGCCUACAUCGAUAACUUUCUCAACGCCAAAGAUGCAGUGAGGAUCGCUAAAGAAGCCAGGCCAGCAUUCAUGAAGUUUCUGGAGCAAAGCAUGAGAGAAAACAAAGAAAAGCAGGCGCUCUCAGACCUAAUGAUCAAGCCCGUACAGCGGAUUCCACGCUAUGAACUUCUGGUCAAGGACCUUCUGAAGCACACUCCAGAGGAGCAUCCAGACCACCCAUUCUUGAUGGAAGCCCAGAGGAACAUCAAGCAAGUGGCUGAGAGGAUCAACAAAGGGAUGAAGAGUGCCGAGGAGGUGGAGAGGAAUGCCCGGAUAGUGCAAGAGAUUGAGUCACACAUAGAGGGAAUGGAAGACCUUCAGGCCCCGCUGCGGAAGUUCUUGCGCCAAGAGAUGGUGAUAGAAGUGAAGGCCAUGGGUGGGAAGAAGGACCGCUCUCUUUUCCUCUUCACGGACCUGCUGGUUUGCACCACCCUGAAACGCAAGUCAGGGUCUCUGCGGCGAAGUUCCAUGAGUCUUUACACAGCAGCCAGCGUGAUUGACACAGCCAGCAAGUAUAAACUGCUCUGGAAGAUGCCCCUGGAGGAUGUGGACAUUGUGAAAGGAGCCUCCCAGUCCACCAACCGUGAGAGCAUCCAGAAAUCCAUCUGCCGCUUGGAUGAAGACCUCAGCACCCUCGGCCAAGUCAGCAAACUUUCCGAGACCCUCAGCUUUCCCCACCAGAGCCUGGAUGACGUCAUCAAAGACCUGAUGGCCUCCAUCCACCGCGAGCUGGCCGAGAAGCAGUCGCUCUCCUUCAGCAUGUCCUUCCCGCCCAACAAGAUGGAGCUCACGGCCACCAAGGCCGAUGGCACAGAGUCCUACAUCUUCGAGUUCCCCAACCCUGACGCCCGCCACAGCUUUGAGCAAGCCUUUGAGGACACGAAGAAGAAACUAGCUUCCAACAAAAAUUGCUUGGAUCCUGAGUUCCUGAAGGCAAUUCCCAUUAUGAAAACAAGGAGCGGGAUGCAGUUCUCCUGUGCCUCUCCCAGCCACAGCAGCCCUGAGAACACCUAUGAAGUUUGGGUGUGUAACAGUGAUGGCUACGUCGGACAGGUCUGCCUUCUCAGCAUCAAGAAGGAACCCAUUGUUGAGGCUUGCAUCGCUGUCUGCUCUGCCAGGAUCCUGUGCAUUGCCUCGGUGCCGGGCCUGAAGAGAACAUAUAGGGAACGCCCUGGGUCUCUAGCCAGCCCGUCCUCGGAGCCAGUUCACACCACGCUGGAGGAGUCAGGGCCUCAGCAGUGCCUGCAUAUCUCCAUUUCUGGGUCUUCCCUGGAGUUGUCGGAGCCGGUGGACAGCACCAAUCGGGAACUGGUCCCCUUCGACAGCGACGAUACUGAUGACGAAUCCUCGCCCAGCCCUUCCGGCACCCUCCAGAGCCAGGCCAGCCACUCCACCAUCUCCUCCAGCUUUGGAAACGAAGAGAUCCCAAGUUCCAAAGACGUGACCGCGGAGACGACCAGCUCAGAAGAGGAGCAGGAUCCUGCCAGCUUCCUUCCCAUUGCCAGCACGUUCACCCAGAACAGGAACAGCGAGAGCCCCAUGGAUGGCCGGGCAAUGAGACGCUCCAGUCGAGGCUCCUUCACCAGGGGCAGCCUGGAAGACCUGCUGAGCAUCGACCCCGAAGCCUAUCAGAGCUCCAUGUGGCUGGGGACAGAAGAUGGAUGCAUCCAUGUCUACCAGUCCUCAGACAACAUCCGGAACAGGAAGAAUAGCAUGAAAAUGCAGCAUUCGGCCUCUGUGACGUGCAUCUUAUACCUUGACAAUCAGGUCUUUGUAUCACUGGCCAAUGGAGAGCUUGUUACCUACCAGAGAGAAGCAGGACGUUUUUGGGACUCUCAGAACUCCAAGACCCUCUCCCUGGGAUCUCCAGGCAGCCCCGUAACUAAGAUGGUGGCAGUGGCCGGGAAGCUUUGGUGUGGGUGCCAGAACCGUGUCAUCAUCCUCAACACAUCUACUCUCCAGCAGCAGCACACCUUUCAUGUCGGGCAGGACAGCAACCGCAGCGUCACCUGCAUGGUCAGCUCUGGUGUGGGGGUCUGGGUCACCCUCCAAGGCAGUGCCCAAGUGCGGCUUUACCAUCCGAGCAGCUAUGAUCAACUGGCCGAAGUGGAUGUCACCCCCCCAGUCCACAAGAUGUUGGCAGGGUCAGAUGCCAUAAUCCGCCAGCACAAGGCGGCCUGCUUGAGGAUCACUGCCCUGUUGGCAUGUAAGGACCUCCUCUGGAUUGGCACCAGUGCAGGGGUGGUGCUGACCCUCUCCAUCGUCGCGAACACUGCCUCCCUGAAGACUCCGGCCCUGCCGGCGGGCCUCUCGCAGGGACACACGGGCCACGUCCGGUUCCUUACAUCCAUUGAGCUGCCGGAAGGUUUUGACAUCCUCUUUCCCUUGCCCAGGGAUGCAGGCACGGAAAAACCCAACGACUUGGAGAAGCGAGACCCCACGAGACACAGGCCUUCCAAGUCCAAGAUGCUUGUGAUCAGCGGCGGCGACGGCUACGAGGACUUCCGGCUGACCAACAGCAGUGAGACAGUGGGACGGGACGACAGCACAAACCACCUCUUGCUCUGGAGGGUCUGAGGAACAUUGGAGCAGAAGGGGCCCCUCUGGGGAGAGGGAGAGGGAGAGAGUGCGCGCUCCAGUCCUGCCCUUGCCGUUCACACAUGCACGCACGUGUACCGCUCAUCGCCGUGUCUCAUCUCCCGUCUUGGGUGUCUCGUCAGCGUGCAUGCAGCCUCCUCCCGGGUCUUCUGCAUGGAGAGAGCCACACCUUGAGAUGCAUUGUGUACAGACCCCGCUGCCUCUCACUCCAGAACACAAAUCCAUAUUGCACAACUUGCGCUUGCUGCUGUGUUUGAGUGUCAGGGCAUACAAACCUGUGCGAGAGACCAAAGGAGAGCGUAGGCGGGCUGUCCGGAUCCACUGGGCCCGUCUGAGGUUUCCCGGAGAGGAAGCGUGGGAAUCCAGCCCUGCUUAGGGAGGGAUUGUCUGCUUGGAAUGUGCCCUUUAGUGAGGACCCUCCCAUCUCAGCCAGUUGGCGGGGAACCUUUGGAUGUCCUUGUGUCUGCAUUUUGAUCUGCUGAGGCCUGGUGUGGGCCUCGGCAUCCAAGAGCUGGGUUGCGUGAGCAUUGCCUAGAGAACCUCCGCCGUCACCUCUCCUCACCGUGGAUUGGAACUUGACCAUUGGUCCUGCCAUUGGAUUCCCCCUCAACACCCUUAACCGGAUACGGAUUCAGAAACCUCUGCUCCACUUCACCCUUCCUAGCAGUCCCAAGAACCCUUCUCCGCCAUUCUCACAAGAAUCACCUGCUCCACCCCAUUGCCUGGCCCACCUGAGCAGCUCCACUCCCUCGCCGCCAGCAUACAGAUCAUUUGGGAAUGGGUGUCUGUGUGGGUGGGUGGGUGAGUGCGUGCGUGCAUGCAUGAGUGUGUUUUAAAUAUAUGUAUAAAUCCUUAUUUAUUGUCGACUGGGGUGGGGAGGUGUUCUGGGAGGAGAGGAGUGUGGAGACGAGCUCAUGCCAUUUCUGAGCAACUGACGAGCUGGGGGUGAAGGGAGGGUGUGGACAUUUUUCGCCAUUGGAGGUGGCCUUUGCUUGGGCUGUACCUUGAAAACUACAGGCCGCUGCUGCAUGUUAACGUUGGAAGAUGCCCUGUACGUAGGCUGUAUCAUUCUGCAAUGCGGAGGACAGUCACGACCCAAGAGGUCUGCCGGCGUGUGUGUGUGUGUGAGCGUGCAUGUGUCUGACGGGCUGAGGGGAGAAGGCGGGAAGUGGGCCUAGGCUGGGGAAGGAGGAUCAUGGAAAGGCAAGAGCAUCAGCAAGGAUCUCGACAGAAUAAUUGUGCAAUAUUGAGCAGCAUUCCCCGCAGAUUCCACAGGGGCUGGGAGGCAGAACUGCAGAGUCAUUGCUGUGCUUGCUUAGGCCGAGCGGGUUACCAAAGCAACCGUGCCUUGUGUUGUCAGGGGAUGGAGGGAGCAGGGUGGGUGGGAGUUGGUAUUGCCCUUGUGGUCUCCUACCUUGUACAGUAUUUAUGUUUUGCUCGGUUCUGUUUUGUUUUUAAACUCGCUGCCAUGGGGGGGGGAUUGGACUGUUACCGGCACUUAAUUUAUGCAUUCGUUUUUAUUAUUCCGAGUGUGGGGGGGAAACAAGCCAGAUGAAAGAUCUGAUUGCAAUUGUAAUUCCAUGGUGUGAGAAGGAUGGGUUAAUCAUGGGACGGGCAGAAGGUUGGCCAGCUGACACGGGCAGAAGCGCCCUCAUUGCUUGGAAUGAAAUUAGACCACUGUUAGAUUGGCACGAGUGGCUUGUGAACACCGUUAUGGGGCGGGGGGAGUGGCUAGCACAGGGGGUGCAGAACGUAGGCCACAGACCACUGGACUCCCUCUGGGGACCACCACUGGGGACCUGCCGAUGACUGGGCGUAUUGCAAAGAAAGCUGGUCUAGAUGGGCUCCAGUCUGUUCCAAGAAGACCGUUCUUGCAUUCUUCAGCAGAGAUUUCAUACGCAGAAUCUCUUAACCGUUAAGGCAGAGGUGCAUUAACUGCUAACUGAGCAAAGAGGCAUCUUUGUAAAGUGGUGAUUCUCUUUAUUUGGCAGGGGGAGAGCAACUGGCCCUCUCCAACCCCAGCACAGCAUCCCUCCAGUGGCUGUUGCUGGUGUCAACCGUAUGUAUCUUUUUAGAUUGUGAGCCCUUUUGAGGACAGAGGACCAUCUUAUUUACGUAUUCAUUCAUUCAUCCGAUUUCUAUACCGCCCUUCCAAAAAUGGCUCAGGGCGGUUUACGCAGAUAAAUAAUAAACAAAUAAAAUGGCUCCCCGUCCCCAAAGGGCUCACAAUCUAUUUAUUUUUCUAUGUAAACUGCUUUGAGAACUUUGGUUGAAGGGCAGUAUAUAAAUAGCAGUAGUAGUAGUAGUAGUAGUAGUAGUAGUAGUAGUAGUAGUAGUAGUAGUAGUAGUAGGUUCUCAAACCAGGGUCCCCAGAUGUUGGGACUACAACUCCCAUAAUCCCCAGCCAAAGUGGCCUAGCCCAUGUGGCUGGGGGUGGUGACAGUUGUAGUCUAACAUCUGGAAACCCAAGUUUGAGAACCCAUGUUAGCUAUAAGAAAUCCUGAGUAUGCUGAGUCUUGCUUCGAAAAUAAAUAAAUGAAAAAAACAUCAGAGGCUCAUGGGGGUUCUAACAAAAAAAUAAAUAGGCCAUACAAGUCUGAAGACAGCCCACCUCUAGGCUAACAGGGCCAUGAGUGCGAGGGAGUGUGUAUUCAGAACAAAUCUCAGUGUCACCUGGAAUUGUGGUAUCUCAUAAGCAUCUCUCGUUAGCAUCCCCAAGUUGCCAUGAAAAAGGAACAGCGCAGAUGCCUCGGAACAAUAUUGGGCCCCAAAUAAAUAGCUGGAGGAGUUUGCUUAGAGCUAGAGUUAUAACAUUUCACCUGAAAUAACAAAGUGUCUCGUGGCACCUUUGAGACUUACAUGUUUAUUGAAUUGUUUAAGGUGCCACAAAACUCUUGUGUUUUUUACUGCAGCAGACUAACAUGCCUACUCCUCUACAAAUUUAUUUCACCGUAACUCCAAAUCUGACUAAUGUAGAGAAUUUUAAAUCCUCUCACUCCAUCCCUCUCAGUUUUUUAAAAAACUUCAUUUUAAAGAUUAAUUUUCAUAAUCUGCAUUUCAGACUCUGGAGUUUUGGGAUUUCAAGUUACAAAUACGAAUACGAAUAAUAUUUACAUAUUGCUUUUCAACAAUAGUUCCCAAAGCGGUUUACAUAGAUGUAAAUAAAUAAAUAAAAUGGCUCCCUGUCCCCAAAGGGCUCACAAUCUAAAAGAUAGACAUCAGCAACAGGCACUGGAGGGGUGCUGUGCUAGAGAUGGAUAAGGCCAGUUGCUCUCCCCCUGCUAAAGAAAGGUAAUUACCACUUUAACAAGGUGCCUCUUUGCUUCGUUAGCAGGGGUCCUCAUAAUUUGGAUGCAAAAAUUAAAGGCUUGACAGUAUGUCCACAAGUUGAAGGCACUCCCGAAAUCCAAGUUUCCCUACCAAAUUCUAGAAUCCAUCUUUGGAAAUGUACACAAAGAAAUUCCGUUUCAGUUUACAAUUUGAUUCAAUUGCACUUCUGCUCUAGAUGUGGCAUGUUCAGCACUGCAUGUCUGUCUCUGACUUCCCGGUACGACCUUCCAUGGAGGAUGCAAUUAGUCCACAGUGGACAGCGUGGUCAGGGCUGAGGUCCAUACCAGAAAUAUGUAAUGAAAGCCUCAUUCAGUGUGUAUGUAUCUUGAUGGAAUGUAAUUAACCUAAUAUGAAUAUCAUUUUCACAAACAGUUGUUGUAUGUGAUAUACAUUGUUCUCAUUCAGGAAUUUUUUCUGCAAAAUGGUGUUUUUUAAAAAAGUUCUCAGUUAGCCCUUUUAAUCAACAACACAGUUUCUAAGCCUUUAAUUUAUUUCACAAUUACCAUUUUUCAGAUGUAGCUUUGAAAUCAUGAAUGAGGGUUAGAAACCCUUCUAAAAACAGGGAUUCUAAUUUGAGGGCUGGGCGCCUCUCACAUCAUCCUGAACAAAAUACCAGCAAUUUUUUCUGUGUGAGUGGGAUGGGAACAUAAGACGGAAAUCCAAAUGACCUUACAUUCAGAGCCGAGGUCCUUAUUCAGAUGUGUUGUGGCUACUGUAGCCACAAUGUAUCUUUGUAGUGCAAUGGCCAAGAGACUGAGCCAUGAAUCAGGAGGUCCCUGGUUCGAAUCAUACCUCUGCCAUGAAACCACUUAGGCAAGCCACCAUUUGCCUUAUGACAAAAUUAAUUGUGGCUCAGAUACUGUGCGAAGGAACACGGACAGCCCCUGCAUGGAGCUAUGCUAUGGGGCAGCAUUACUCCACGGUAAGGGCUCUGUGCACGCAGGUGUGCAACACCACACCCACUGUUUCCAACAGGCGUCACAUCACACAAUUGCAUGCACGGAGCUCUUACUGCAGAGUGCUGGCCCAUUGCCACCAUUUGCAAACAGGCAGGAGCACCACGGGUGAUGCUCCAGCUGCCCACAGUUCUUUACUCAGCGUGUCAGCCAGUGAUCUGUCUUAAAGGGUUGCUACCCGGAUUGCAGCAAGGUGGUCUCUGUGGAAUGCUUUUGAACCCUUUAAAAUACUAAAUAACCAUGCCCAGUAUUAAUGGUCGGUUCUCCCGAUCGCAACACCGCCAGGUCACCAUUGAAUCCCUGAUUCUCCGUAGCAGAUCACAUCUACUCUGCAGAUGCAGAUUAAGUCGUCGGCUCCGAGCUCCUUUGGGUGCGCUAGGUUGCCAUGGACUAGUAGCCUCUUGCUGAAUGGGCUCAGUUAAUGAAAGAACGACUGUGCAUUUGGCCAUCAAAGGCCAUGUAGGAAGACCCUGUCGGAGGAGGUGGGUUGAAGCGGAAACCUCGUGUUUUGAUGGUGGGACUUAGCAGCUUACUAUCCGAUGCAUGUUUACUCAAGAGCAAGCCCCAUUGCAGUCAAUAAGGUUUACUCCCUAGUAAACGUGUACAAGAUUGCGGCCUUAGUGAGCUAGAUGUGAUCGAUUCUUUCUUCAGGCCCUUCAUGGUAACGAGGAUCAACACUUGUGACUGGCAAGCAGUAAGAACCCUCGCGAUUGGCCAGGAGUGGUAGAAGUAAUAGGAACCUGGUCUUCUGCCUUGUGUGAACAAAGUGGAUUUUUUUCUGUUGUGGCGAAAGCACCUUGUUCCAACAACUGACCCGCAGUCCUUCUUACACCAACCUAUUGCCAGGCUUCAUGUCUGAAGAAAUCGAAUUAUUGAUGAUGAUGGUGAUGAUGGUGACGAUGAAGUCAGCCAGGAAUUUCCACAAGGCCUAUCAGAGCAUUAGAAGGCCACAAAAGCACUGCUUGAGUGCCAUGAGGAAUUAAUGGUGGAAGGCUCUCAGGAGACAGAAACACUCUUCACUCGAGGAGAUUACCUGUUGCUGCUCUGCUGGAGUGACUGUUCUGGCCUGGCUUCCUUCCCGUCAGACUCUUUGGGGAGUGAUACUUCUGCUUUGUCUCUGCAUGACUGGAGCAUUUCGCCACUCCUGAUGCAUAACCACUGCAAAACGGUCUGUCUCAAAAGAGGCCAACCGGCUGGGUCUCUGCCUGAGUCAAUAUUCCAGUCAAGAAGUACACCCAGGAUAGUAAUCCAUACAGAAGCAUUUGAAGUGGGGGGCAGGUGGGAGUUCUCUGAGAGUGAGUGACCAACUCUUCUUACUCCUUUGUACUCUUGAGAAUUAACCCUUUGAGGAAUGAAUCUUUCUGAGUGAAACUUGAGUGAGCCAUCAUAGCCCUGAGAUGUUUGGGGAAAACCGCUGUGCCGCAUUGCCUCCCUGAAUUUUCUGACACAGACGAAGCUCCUUUCUGCCUAACAAGCAUCAUCCAAACCUAAGUCAUUCACAAGUCUAUUUUGGUCUUCUUUUGCAACUCAGACAGUUGGUGGGGGGGGGGGGCAUUUACAACUCUACAACUUGGACAUCAUCGGCUCCCAAAACGAAAUUGUCUUGUGCAGGGCUAUCAACACUGGGGCAGCUAAUGGGCAUUUCUGAUGCUCUGUUUUGUGGGAAAGCAAAACCAAUAUCUCUGUCACCCGGAACUGGGUAUGCAAACACUCCUUUUUCACUUGCGUAACAUGUUGAAAUGACUGAGCUCUGGGUUUUCUUUCCCCUCAACAUCCAGCACAGCGGGACAGUAGACAACUCUAUACUAACCUUUAGGGCUGCAAUCCUCCACUUGUUUACUUGCAAUGAAGUCCCAUUGACUUUGCUCUUGAGUAAACCUGCAUAGGAUCAGGUCAUACGUGACCACUUCAACUCAUGCUUCAUGCAUUCUUCAGGGGGAAACAGACUGCAGGAGACAGGCUUCACGUACUGUAGUGUACAGGUGCAUUUCUUUCGUUCCACUGUUGCCACUGGUCAAAUGGGUCUUGCAGGGAUUUGAAACAAAAACCUACCAAACCUGUUCCUCAUAGGCAAAAGUGGGAUGAGUAUACAAAUAGUGAUCCUUCUCUCCAGUUGCCUUCAGCACUCUGUCUCCAGCCUUAAUCUCUCAUGCUUUCUUAAAAAGCUGAUGAAUAUGGAUAACGGAGCAUGAGAGACACAAUUAAUCCAAAUCCUAGUCCUCAGCAUAUAAUGUACUGGUGAGUGUACAUUAUCUUGCUCCCACAAACACAUACACAAUAUGAAUGCUAAUUGCCACCUUUGCCACAAGGACUGCAUCCCUUUGCCGAGACCAGGGUCUGCCCCUGAACCAGAAAACAGUAGGCAUGUACACCAGAGUGUGCUUCUCAAGAGGCAUUGGGCCUGCACAAGUGCUCCUGGGAAUGAUACCACGAACAGCCCUGCUCAUUUACCCUGUGUGUGUGGAGCAUGCUGUGGCUGCACAAUUAUGUGGCACUCUGCCCAUGAUCAGAGGCAUUUCUCUUCAUGAUUCAUAUAUUCCAGGACUCUGGUAAGGCACGGAUUCCUGGGCUGAGCACCAACACGAAAUGAAGCCCUGGUGAGUAUGGAAACAUGACCGGUUGAAUGCACAGCCUGCGGCUCCAACAUUUGCAGCAAAUGCAGAACCGGAUGUCAUUGAUGGAAGCACCCUGUUUUUGUCUCCUGACAGUGUGCAUUUGCCUCUGUCUCUGUUGCAUGGAUAACACCUAAGCUGAUGAGACUGGGGCCAAUGAAGAAGUCUAGCCACUUUCUCUUGGGGUGACCACCACCCUUUCCCAAAGUUUGACUCUGUCUCUUUUCUGUGGGCUUUGCUGACCUCCUUGGCCGCUGAAGACUUACUGUAAAUAUUGGUAUAUAUCGCCUUUUCUGUACAUACCGUCCUCGAGUCUUUUGAUUGUCGAUAUGAAUUUAAUGGCAUAUUUUUAUAUACUUGUUUAAGUUUUCACAGGCACAAGCGAGGGUGCCAACCACAGUUUAAGUUAUAAUAACAAUGAAAUGUUGCAUUAAAGGUGAGAACAAAAUAGAGAAGAACAAAGGAACGGUUCCUUGCCAAAAUAUUAUCAAGUCCAGUGAAAUGUUAUGAUGAUGAUUAUUCCUGGAGGGUUAUUGGUCCCCCCCCUUUCCCCCCUUCUUCGUCACUGUGGGUUCUUUGUUAUUAAAGGUCACUGGUGUCAGAACCCA
Messenger RNA from Hemicordylus capensis (graceful crag lizard), 14417 nucleotides. It is a transcript of the gene ARHGEF17, whose product is annotated as Rho guanine nucleotide exchange factor 17. Gene Ontology annotation, molecular function: protein binding; guanyl-nucleotide exchange factor activity. The record is from RefSeq and is a predicted model, not a curated record. Gene Ontology annotation, biological process: actin cytoskeleton organization. Bases 3 to 6890 code for a protein of 2295 amino acids. The transcript has 21 exons. Lineage: Eukaryota; Metazoa; Chordata; Lepidosauria; Squamata; Cordylidae.